This is a messenger RNA of Cynara cardunculus var. scolymus (artichoke), 5275 nucleotides long. RefSeq names its product ENHANCER OF AG-4 protein 2. Gene Ontology annotation, biological process: regulation of transcription by RNA polymerase II. The transcript is spliced from 13 exons. The record is from RefSeq and is a predicted model, not a curated record. Gene Ontology annotation, molecular function: transcription coregulator activity; double-stranded DNA binding. Gene Ontology annotation, cellular component: nucleus. Bases 317 to 4618 code for a protein of 1433 amino acids. Lineage: Eukaryota; Viridiplantae; Streptophyta; Magnoliopsida; Asterales; Asteraceae.
AAAAAAUACUCUCUAUCACCACACACCCCCACUCUUUCUCUCUCUUUCAUCCACCGCCUCAACAAAAUCCCCUGUGCUUCCGGCUACCGAAUCUUCCCAAACACAGACACACCAGCCGUUUUACCCUCCCUAGUUUUUACCGGACUCGCCGUCUCCGAUCCCUUUACCUCCGCCGUUCACCACCCGUCUCCCUCGCACACCGCCAGGGUUUUUGUUUUAUAUCGAUUAGUUAGGUUUCCGAUCAGUCAUUCGAAAAAACGUUGUGUGUUUGUUUCUCUAUUCUCUCUUAGGGCUUUUUGAGCGAAGACGACGCCCUAUGGCUCCUGGGCGGAAACGUGGAGGAGCAAAAGGAGCCAAGGCAAAGAGUCAGUUAAAUUUGGGCGAUCUUGUUCUUGCUAAGGUCAAGGGUUUUCCUGCAUGGCCUGCCAAGAUCAGCAAGCCUGAAGAUUGGGAACGAACUCCUGAUCCGAAGAAAUAUUUUGUACAGUUCUUUGGUACCGAAGAAAUAGCUUUUGUAGCUCCAGUUGACAUUCAACCAUUCACCAGUGAGUCAAGAAACAAAUUGCUGGCUAGAUGUAAAGGAAAGACGGUCAAAUACUUUUCCCAAGCCGUGAGGGAAAUUUGUGACACAUUUGAAGAUUUGCAGCAUAAAAGUUCAGAUUCUUUGAAAGAUGGUAAUGAUGGAGAAAGUUUUCAACCUGAUGUUAAUUCUACAGAGAUGGUGGAAGAUGGGAUGACUACUGAUGGACCUAGUGGUGAAACAUCUUUUAAUGAUAUUGUAAAUCAUGGCCCUGGAUUAGAACGCUGCUCUCAUAUACACAGGGAAAUGGAUUAUGAGGAUGAAAAGCCUAGCGUCUCACCUAUUGCUAAUGAUGGUUCUUCAUCAGCUGUUUCCACGAAAAAACAAAUUGAACUUUGCAAUGAUGAUGUAAGCUCGCCUAAGGAAAAGAGUAUAUCCAAUUCUAGUGCAGGUCAUAAUAAAAAUUCAAAGCCUGGACUGAAGGUUGAAACUAAUGGGCAGAAGUCAAAGAAGAUUGCUAGAGCUUCAAAGAAAAAACAUGAUGAUGAUGAUGGUGAUGAUGGAAUAAACAACUUUCAUAGCCCAGCAGGUGUCGGUUCUGCUGUUCAAAGCAGUCAUUCUGAAUCAACUGGCAUUGAGAACUCGAAGGAUAUAAUGCGAAAAAAUUCCUCGCAUGGUAGUAAGAAUGAAGGAACUGCAGGUGUAGUAAAGUCAGAAUUUGGCGGUAAUAUUAAAAAACCAAAGAAACUGUUAAAAGAUAAAACACUUGUUGGGGUGGCUGAUGAUUUUUCAACGGACGUUGAAGGUGUCCCUACAGAGCGCAAUAGCGUUGAACGUACUGGAAGGAAAAUGAAGUCUGAACCUGGGGUAGGGAAAGAUAAUGUUCUUAAUAAUGGGGUUCUGCAUCCUACAAAAAGGUCCAAGUGCUCGGAUGAUGUGCCGAAGAGGUCCCAUACACAGAGGAAAAAUGAUGUGUCAGGCAAAGGAGGUAAUGAAGAAUUUAAAAAGUCGACACCGAGUUUGAAAACAAAAAACCGCUUGGCAUCCAAGGGGCAGAUGAAUGGCAUUGAUUCUGGAGUUCUUGGUGAUGAAGAUGUUCUACCACCUGCAAAACGGCGUCGAGCAAUUGAGGCUGUGUCUGGUUCUACUUUAAUGUCUGAAGAUAGAAUAGCUGAAAGCUCUAUUACACCUAAAAAGGGGGGAAACUCGGAUGCUGUUAGAAACGUUCCUCAAAUGCCCAUGAAGAGGAGAGCUGUUCGCAUCUGUGAUGAUGAUGAAGAUGAACCCAAGACUCCCGUGCAUGGAGGGUCAGCAAAAGGAGCUGGAGUUGAUGGAGUUCCGCACAUUUCAGUGCCGGUUGAAGAAGGCGCUGCAGCAACUGAAACUAUUCAAGCUUCUCCUAGUGUGAGAAACUUAAGUGUGAAUGCAAAAGAAGAAGUGCCAUCAUCUAAGCAAUUUGCUCAGCCUUCACCUAAUUCUCGGCAAGAUAUUACAGAAAUAGUUGAGAGGCAGUUCUCUAAUAGUCCUGGGAAAGCAGAAUCUGAAAAGAAAUCAUCUGAAGAGGUUAUAAAGGUUUUGGUCUCUCCCAUCAAGUCUCCUGUGAUGGUUGAUUCUUACAACCCAACGGUAGAACCUCUUAAAGUGAACAAGCCUGUAGGCAAGGUCUCUGGUAAUGUUUCACAAAAGAAGGGUCAAGCAGGAUCCUUUAAGGCCUCAAGUGGGAUUUAUGAUGGUGGGCAUCGCUCUCAAAAUAAUGCAGUAAAUGAGAGAAAUAGGCCCGUUAUUUCUGGGGAGAAGCAGAAAUCUACUCCAAAAUCAACAUCACGAGUGGUUGAUUCUGCAGCUGUCUUGAGGAAACCUAGUGAAAGCAACUUGUUUUCUAGCGAAAGGUUAGAAUAUGUUCGAGGGGAUCGAACAACUUCAUUGGCUCAUUCAAGAAAUGCAGACUCAAAUAAGUCAAUGAAGCAUCUGAUUGCAGUUGCCCAGGCAAAAAGAAAACAAGCUCAAUCACAAAACUUUGUGCAUGACGGUCUUAAUUAUUCACAGAUCACCACCACUGAAGCAAUCAUUAGAAGUCCUGGCUCUAGUUUUGUUGUUCAGCCCAUUCCCGCAGGUCCUGGAAUUAUGGUUCAAACAGAUGGACAAGGAUACGGUUCUCAGACAUCACUUGCUUCUCCAUCUUCUCGUGUGCAUCAUUAUAUGUCAAAUGAUCAGCCUGAUACUGCUGAAUUUGAGGAGACAAGGACCAGUUCAGGACAUCGCCCUGCUGGGGGUUCCCUUAGUGGUGGAACUGAGGCAGCUGUUGCUCGUGAUGCUUUUGAAGGGAUGAUUGAAACACUAUCAAGAACAAAAGAAAGCAUCGGCCGUGCAACACGACAUGCAAUCGACUGUGCAAAGCAUGGCAUUGCCAAUGAGGUUGUGGAACUUCUUACCCGUAAGUUGGAAAGUGAAUCCAGCUUCCAUCGAAGAGUGGAUCUUUUCUUUCUGGUGGAUUCUAUUACUCAGUGCUCACAUUCACAAAAAGGCAUUGCUGGUGCCUCUUAUAUCCCUAUCGUCCAAGCUGCAUUACCUCGUCUUUUAGGAGCUGCUGCUCCGCCAGGUGCUAAUGCUCGCGAGAAUCGUCGGCAAUGCCUAAAGGUUCUAAAAUUGUGGCUUGAGAGGAAAAUCUUACCUGAUUCUCUACUUCGGAGCUGUAUAGAGGACAUCGGAACUUCAAAUGACGAUGCUUCUACUGGGUUCUUCUCCAAGCGUCCAUCUCGAUCGGAACGGGCUGUUGAUGAUCCUAUUAGAGAGAUGGAGGGCAUGCUUGUUGAUGAAUAUGGGAGCAAUGCGACGUUUCAAUUGCCUGGAUUUUUGUCAACUAAUGUCUUUGAAGAAGAUGAUGAUGACAUUCUAAACUUUACACAUAAAGAAGGGAUUGGUAAAUCAACACUAGAGCUAAAUCCUUCGUCAGGAGAACUUGAAAAUUGUUCAGUAACUCCCAAUGACAGACGCCACUGCAUCUUGGAGGAUGUUGAUGGUGAACUUGAAAUGGAAGAUGUGUCUGGACACCCAAAAGAUGAAAAAUUCUUGACAGUUGGUUCCUAUAAGGCUGUACAACUGGAGGAAAUGUCAGACAGGACAAUGGAUGCGGGCUCAAAUAAUUCCAAUGAGGUAUCCCCUCUCCGUGAGGAUUCCCCACCGCUGCCUCUUGAUUCUCCCCCUCCCACUCCUCCUUUGCCUUCUUCACCACCGCCACCUAUGUCACCCAUGGUGCCGCCACCUCCAUCAUCUCCAUCGCCUCAACCCCCACCUCCACCUCCACCUCCUCCCCCGCCUCCAUCACAAACAUAUCCUCUUCAGCCAUCUAAUGCAGGUCCACCACAGACGUUUCCUCAAACAUCACUGCCUCUUCAAGCAUUGCCUCCUCAGACUUCUACAACACCUCAACACGUGCACCAAUAUCAGUCGUCUAUGCCAUCCAAUGUAUCUUUGAACACUCGUCUUGGAGCUCACGUUGAUGCUGCAGUCAGAGGUGAAAUGUUCCCCCAGCAACCAUCAUGCUUUGUGCCGGCUGUAGCCUCCAGUUCCCGUGAACCUUCUGGAUUUAAUUCUUCAAGGACCGUAGAAUAUGGACAUGAAACUUAUACAAAUCCUCAGGGUUCUCAAUCAAAUCAGCAGUUCCAAGCCGCCAAUGUACCUUUGCCUCCAAGAGCGUUCCAACCUCCGAUGCUUCCUCAAACUGCAGCUGGUCAAUUUCAAUAUCCCAAGCCUGCAAUGCUGCAGCAUCCAUACCCCCCUCUAUAUGGAUUAACAAAGCCUCCUGAUGGGCCGAGGAGAUAUGGGGCUGAUGAGCAAUGGAGACCGGCUUCAAAUGAAUUCAGCACUGAUAAUCAACGUGGUGCAUGGAUAAGUAGUGGGAGAACUUCACUGUCCUCGGGUCCUCCCUUCACUCAGGAAGGUUACUUUCGACCACCUAUGGAGAGACCCCCAACAAAUAAUGUUGGUUUUCAACCCACGGGCCAAAAUAUAGUUCCAGCCGGAGCUCCAAUUCCAGGCCAUAGUGGUUCGCUGAUGAUGCCAUGUAGGCCAGACAUUAAUUCUUGGAGACCAGCUUAAGAAAGCUGCAGCUAGGACAUUGAUACCUUUAUAGGUGGUGACUUGGGUUGAAAUAUGUCAUAAAGCUUGGAAGAUUCGGUGCCUUUUUGUUUGCAUAUCUACUACCAGUUGAUGAAGUUGUGAAGGCCCUUUGCAGGAUUGUAUAUUGUAGUUUUGUCUUGGCAAAUGCUUCCCAGACACAUUUACUGAGUGUAAGCCCGCAUCACUCAUUUCAUACCUCUUCAUUCAACUAAUGUAAACUAGAUAUACUAUAUAAAUCAUUUAUCUUUAGAACAAAAUGAGUUACUAGUCCAAGCCAGUUUACAACCUGGCUGAAAUAGAAAUGGAAAACACCUUCUAUGGUGGGUUUUAAAUCCUCUUUUUAUGUUCCCACAUGGAUUUGAAAUUUUUUCGUGUUGGAAUAUUACUGUUUUUGUUUCUCUUUGACUUACUUUUCACUAUGCUCCACUUAUUACUGUUCAUACAUGGGACAAACCUGUCAUUUCACCUGUGGACUUUUCUGGUUGUUUGCCAAAGAUGAAUCAUUUUUUUUUGUAUUUCUAUGUUUAAGUUUUGUUGGCCCCCAUUAUUUUCAUGUUCUUUCUUGGCCAUAAAGUUGCGGGUUAUUUUAAUACUCGAAUGGUCUAAGAUUCUUUUAAAUUUUUUGGUGUUGAUCUG